UCCGAUAAAGGGAAUGACACUUGUCGUGACCCAGGGAUAGGCUGCAGUCUAUGUCUCAUAUAGGGUAAAGGACUGCUGUCACGUUGAAUAUUCACUGAGAGGGAAUCAUGUGAAAUAAUGUGCUAAUUUCCUCUCUGCGGAGAAAGCGUGCCGUUGAAUGUGGCUCCAGGUAGUGCGAACACCCAAAUGAUGCCACUGUGGAGAGUGAGAAAACUGUGAUUGUAAUCGCAGACAUAGGCGGAGGGAAUCGCCGUGGUGAUUAUUAUUUUUAUGGACGCGCCCGGUGUGUAUGUUUGCGCGUGUCAGUCGUGUAACACAAUCAUGUUACAGAGCUCGUAAAUCGAGAGGAGCGCCAGUGCAUCAACUACAUCGAUGUAUUGAUCUACCCUCAUGCCGCUAGAAAGGACGCUCAAUUUGUAGGCAAACACAACGUGCCGCUGUAUCUCGAGGAGCGUCAAGAGAACAGAAGCAAGCAAGCAAUUACAUAUUUGGUUGACAACUAUUGCUGACAACUCACGAAGAUUACCGACAAGGACUAAAUACUUGCUUUUGAAAGUGGAUGAGACUGUCUGCAUGUCAUUCCCGUAGGACCGCAAUAAGUACAGGAGAGACCCGGGAGACAGCGGGCGCCAUGAGGCGGCGAGGAGGGCUUGAGAGAGAGGAGACAUCGUCCUUCAUCAUCCACAGCAUCGGGCAGUGCAGGAAGUGCACACACGCACCACAGAGACGGUCUAGCAAGAGACAGGCUAACGGCACCCGAAUCUGAGCGGGAGAAACCGGAGAGAGUGGCUUCAACUUCCAUUUAUUUAUCCUCAAUGGGCUCAAACUGGAUGGGACCAGACUUGGAAGUGACGAUGUCCAAGUUACCACACCGUUCUAUAUUAGACCCUCCUUGUUAGACCUUUCGAAAUAACUCGCCCACCGCUCUGAGGCUUAGAACUGAGGGGCAGAGAGAAAAAGAGAGGAGAGUGAUAGAGGAAGAGAACGAGAGGCACUCUGGGCCCCAUGCAGGCGCGUAAGAAGUAUGUCCUGCUGGGGCUGUGUGCUUGCUGUUGGCUGCUGCUCUUCUACUGGGGAGGCGGGGUCCAGGUCCGUCUCUUCAAGCUGCUGGGGCGGCCAAGGGGUGAGGUGGUGCGUCCUUGGCCCAACUGGACCGACCGGGCCUUCCUGCCGGGCUAUGCCCAGCUGGAGGAACUCCAGACGGGGCCAGGUUCCGCCGAGUCCCCCCACCAGCGUCACCAAGCCUGGACGGGCAUCUAUAAAGACAGUCGCUGCCGCAUGGACACCUGCUUCGACUUUACGAGAUGUCGACGUAGAGGGCGGGACGGGUUUAGAGUAUACGUCUACCCGUCGGAGAAGGGCGAGCGCAUAUCGGAGAGCUAUCGUAAGAUACUGAUGUCUAUAGGCGAGUCGCGGUACUACACCACGGACCCUCGCGAGGCGUGUCUGUUCGUUUUGGGGAUUGACACUCUGGACCGAGACCAGCUCUCGGGGCAGUUCGUGCCCAACCUGGACGAUCGUAUCAAAGGUUACCCGCUCUGGAACGAGGGACGGAACCACAUUGUCUUUAAUCUGUACUCGGGGACCUGGCCCAACUAUAACGAGGACCUGGGCUUCAAUAUUGGCCAGGCCAUCCUGGCUAAAGCCAGCCUCAACACGGAACACUUCAGGCCCGGGUUCGACGUCUCCAUCCCCCUGUUCUCCAAGGAGCACCCCCAGAAGGGGGGCGAGAGGGGCUGGUUGGUGCGAAACACAGUGCCCCCACGCAGGAAGUACCUGUUGAUGUUCAAAGGGAAGCGGUAUCUAACGGGCAUCGGGUCGGACACCCGUAACGCCCUGCAUCACAUCCAUAACGGGAAGGACAUCGUGUCCCUCACCACAUGCCGUCAUGGGAAGGACUGGGAGAAACACAAAGAUGCCCGCUGUGACCAUGACAACCUGGAGUAUGAGAAGUUUGAUUACCAGGAGCUGCUCCACAACUCCACCUUUUGCCUGGUUCCUCGGGGGCGUCGCCUGGGCUCCUUUCGCUUCCUAGAGUCUCUACAGGCGGCGUGUAUUCCAGUGUUGCUCAGUAAUGGUUGGGAGCUGCCCUUCUCUGAUGUCAUCCAGUGGAACCAGGCUGUCAUAGAAGGAGAUGAGCGAUUGCUACUGCAGGUCCCAUCUACAGUGCGCGCGGUGGGAAAUGAGUGGGUCCUGGCUCUGAGGCAGCGCACUCAGAUGCUGUGGGAGGCUUACUUCUCCUCCGUGGACAAGAUAGUCCUCACCACACUGGAGAUAAUCAAAGACCGGGUGUUCUCCCACAUCUCCAGAAAUAAGUACAUGUGGAACGCCUUACCAGGAGGCCUGCUCGUCCUGCCAGAGUACUCCACACACUUGGCCCACUUCCCCUUCUACUACCUGAGCUUAGGGGUCAGUCCAGGUCAAGAGUUCACCGCCAUCAUCCAUGCCGUCUCUCCGUUAGUCUCCCAGUCUCAGCCAAUCAUGAAGCUGCUUCAGGUGGUCUCCAAGUCCAAAUACUGUUCACAGAUCAUCAUCCUGUGGAACAGUGAGAAGCCGCCGCCCCACAGGAGUAAAUGGCCACCCAUGCCUGUCCCCCUCACCGUGACAGACGGUAGGAGGAAGACGAGCAGUCGUUUCCUGCCCAACGUGGCCAUAGAGACAGAGGCAGUACUGAGUCUGGAUGAAGAUACAGUCCUGCUGACCAGUGAGGUAAACUUUGCCUUCUUGGUGUGGAGGAGUUUUCCUGAGCGUAUCGUGGGCUACCCCCCUAGGAGUCACUUCUGGGACCCGGUGAAGCAUGCGUGGGGGUACACCUCCAAGUGGACUAACGAAUACUCCAUCGUUCUGACGGGAGCAGCCUUCUACCACAGGUACUAUCACUACCUGUUCUCCCACUACCUGCCCCCCUCACUACGGGCACUGGUGGACCGCACUUCCAACUGUGAGGACAUCCUCAUGAACUUCCUGGUUUCCUCCGUCACCCACCUGCCACCAAUCAAAGUGGCCCAGAGGAAGCAGUACAAGGAGCUGCCCAGCCCACAGGUGAGGCGACACCCAUCGAUGGUGAAUUUGACCAAUGAGCUGCCCAGCCCACAGGGUACGAAGAUGAGCGCUCCGUGGGCCAACCCAGAGCACUUUACCCAGAGACAGGAGUGUGUGAACAGCUUUGCCAGAUGGUUUGGCUACAUGCCCCUGGUCCACUCCCAAUUCCGCCUGGACCCCCUGCUCUUCAAGGACCAGGUGUCUGUCCUGCGCAAGAAGUACAAGGACCUGGAACGUGCAUGACAGGGACCAAGACAGAAACACUGUGUGGAGGCCUGGUCUGGUGGUUAAAUGUAGACAGAACCUGGUGAUAAAAGGAGGGAGGGGACCGAAAGCUAAGAGAGACUCCGCCUCCAGGGGUCUGAGACAACAGGCUAUUGGAGGAGUAAACAUAUGGAGGAAGCCUUAUGUCCUCGGUGGAAGAUGCCACUCACUCCCAUUGCGGUUUGAAUGGAGUGGAACUUCAUAUCAAAGGAAGGCGCCAAGUGGACAGUUAAUGGUGCAGUGCACUCCAGCUGGUGUAUUUCUACAGUACACCGGCGAGUUGAGAAUGUCGCACAGCGAUUGGUUCAUUCCACGUAACUAUAAGACCAAUUAAAACAGUGCAAACGGCAGAUUUCAAAACAUGUAGACUUGACAUCACAAAGCAUCACUUCAACUGCAUUCACCAGACCCUUAAAAGUAUCCAAGGCAAAGCAGACAUUUCUCACAAUGUAUUUAUUUUGUAGAAAGACUCAGUAACCUAUUGCUUGUGCUUUCUCCGAGAUCAUGCAGUGUACAAAAAUAGAUUCACACUUCCUCAGCAGUCGGCAUGCAAGGUUCUUAACCCUUAAGGUAAGCAGGGGGGUGUUGCCCAACCCUCAGGAAGCUAACCUCAAGAAUAAUGCUAAAACACACAAACACCUGAGAUAAAUAGCUGCCAGUGGCGAUGAGAUCCCAUUGUCUUCAACUCAGCUUACAGGUGACAGUCACUAGUUGGGACUAGAAUAAGGGCAGAUUUUUUUGCUGAUACUAGAUCAGCCUUUUGUGCACCGAGUAAAAUUCACAACACUGAAUUCAAGUUUAUUUAGCUGGUCCUGAGUCAGUGCUUACCACUCAAACAAAAGGCAGGAAAUUCACCUGAGGCUUGGCAAGUCUGAACUCAUAAUAUCGGAGUAAAAAAUAAAAUAAAGAUACUGACAGUACAAAA
This is a messenger RNA of Oncorhynchus keta (chum salmon), 4231 nucleotides long. RefSeq names its product exostosin-1c. Lineage: Eukaryota; Metazoa; Chordata; Actinopteri; Salmoniformes; Salmonidae. Bases 1006 to 3285 code for a protein of 759 amino acids. The transcript is spliced from 12 exons. Gene Ontology annotation, cellular component: membrane. The record is from RefSeq and is a predicted model, not a curated record. Gene Ontology annotation, molecular function: glycosyltransferase activity.